Lepidothrix coronata (blue-crowned manakin) is the source of this 737-nucleotide messenger RNA. RefSeq names its product galectin-4-like. The record is from RefSeq and is a predicted model, not a curated record. The annotation marks the transcript as partial. Lineage: Eukaryota; Metazoa; Chordata; Aves; Passeriformes; Pipridae. Gene Ontology annotation, molecular function: carbohydrate binding; galactoside binding. The transcript is spliced from 3 exons.
CCGAGGUGCUCCUGGGGUGUCUCCAAAGGGCCCCUGGGGGUUUGGGGGUCCCCGAGGUGCUCCUGGGGGUCCCCAAAGUGCCCCCCCGGGGGUCUGGGGAAAGGCAAAGGUCCGAGGGCCCAUCCGGCCCCUCCCAGGGCAGAGUCCAGGGCGGUGUCACCUGAGCCAGGUGUGUCCCUGAGCCAGGUGUGUCCCUGUGCCAGGUGUGUCACCCCCUCCCCAUUUCCUGUAUCCGGGGGGGUCAAAGUCCACUCCCCACCCUGGGAGGGGCCGGAAAUGGGGGGGCCCACGUGGGGGGGGUAUAAAGAGCCCCCCACGUUGUCACCGCUGUCCCCAGUGCCACCAGUGCCACCAGUGCCACCAGUGCCACCAGCCAUGGCCUUCGUCCCCGCGCCCGGGUACCUGCCCUCCUACAACCCGCCCCUGCCCUACGUGGCCCCCGUGCCCGGGGGGCUCCAUCCCGGGAUGGCCAUUUACGUGCAGGGGGUGGUGGCCCACCACGCCAAAAGUUUCUGCGUGAACCUGACCGCUGGCCCCGAGGAGGGGGCGGACGUGGCCCUGCACGUGAACCCCCGUUUCUCGGGGGGGGUCCUGGUGCUCAACAGCCGCCGGGGGAAGCACUGGGGGGAGGAGCAGCGCCAGGACCCCCAACCCCUGCACCCGGGGGGGCCCUUCGAGCUCGUCAUCAACGUCACCCCCCACGGGUACCGGGUACGGGGGGCACGGGGGGGAGAGGG